CUCAAACGGAACGUUCAAAAUUUUGCUCCUGUGAAUUUCGCGUUUAUUUCAUUUAUUCUUUAAAAUUAAAUUAUAAAAUUCAAUAGGUAAAUUACAAAAAAAUAGUGGGCUAUUUAAUAGAUCCAUCCUUUGAAUAUUAAAAUUUAAUAAGUGAAUUGGUGAAUUAAACAAAAUAAUAUAUUUAAAUUUGCAUAUAUAAAUUCAUAAACUUGAGUGAAAAUGGAAGACAAUUGUAGUGGUGACAAAUGCGACAAAAGAAUUAACCGGAAUGAUGAUUAUGUGUUAUGUAGCGGGAUGUGCGGGAAAAAAUUCCAUAUCAAAUGCGUUGAAUUAAGCAAAUUUGAUAUGACGCUACUAAAAAACAACGCAAGAAUCAAAUUCAUGUGCAUAGAUUGCCCAAAUAUUUUAUCUGCUCUCAGCAAACAAAUCGCCGAAAUCGCGAAAAAUAACAUUGAAUUAAAAAAAAUUGUGGAUGAAGCAAAAAAUAUAAGUGUACCAACACCAACACAACAAAAAGUCUCCUAUGCACAAACACUAAAAGAAAAUAGUGAAGUUAUAGUGGUUAAACCAAAAACAGAUCAAAACAAUGAAAAAACAAUAAACGAUUUAAAAAAUGUAAUAAAUCCACGGAACAUGAAAUUAAAAAUAAAUGAAGUCAAAAAUGUUCAAAACGGUGGUAUACUAAUUAAAUGUGAUAAAAAAUCGGUUAAAACCAUAGAAAAUGAAAUAAAAACAAACAUGAGUGAAUAUGUUGCAAAAAUUCAAGAACAUCGAAAUCCGCGUAUUAAUAUUGUUGGAAUGAGCGAGACAAUUAGUGAAGAGGAUUUAGUUGAAGCAAUUAAAUGUCAAAACAUGAUCAAUGAUAGUGAUAUAAAAUGUGUCAAGAUAUAUUUAUCGCACAAAACAAAAAAAUAUAAUGCUAUUGUGGAAGUAAACAGUGUUACCAACACCAAUAUUAUGAACAUGGGUAAAUUAAAUAUUGGAUGGGAUAGAUGUCGUGUUUACCAAUAUAUAAGAGUAUUAAAAUGUUAUAAUUGUUGUGGCUAUAAUCAUAUCGCAAAAUACUGUAAUAAAAAUAAAAUAUGUAUGAAGUGUGCUGGAAAUCACGAUGUAAAAGAUUGUAAUAGUGAUAUUUAUAAAUGUGCUAAUUGUGUUUCUUUAAAUGAACAAACAAAUCUCCAGCUGGAUACACAUCAUGCAGCAUCUGACAAUAAUUGUCCAGUGUUUUUAAGAAAGCUAAAGGCUGUCGAAAAUCGAGAUAGUUUCUAGCAACUAGAAACUAUCAAGUGUUUUUUCUCAAAUAUCGAAGGUCUUUCAAACAACUUCACUAGUCUACAGAUAACUAUAAAUGAAUAUAACUUUGAUAUCCUAGUAUUAACAGAAACUCAUGUGACAAAAAACCAUAAUGUGGCUGAAAUCCAACUAGACGGUUAUUACAUGUUAAACUGUGAUAGUGAAUCCAGUCACACUGGUGGAUUAGUGUUUUAUGUUAAAAAAAUAUUUAAAUGCUCACUCGUCAAAAAAUAUGUUAUUGCGAUGAAUUUUUGGUGUCUUAUUAUUAAAGUGCAAUAUGAAAAUACAACUGUGAUAUACCUAAGUGCAAUAUAUAGAUCUCAUAUGUCUACAAAAAAUGCUUUCUGUGAUGAUUUAGAACAAUGGAUAGACUUUCUACAACAGUGUAAUAGUAACUAUAUAAUAAUGGGUGAUUUUAAUAUAGACUGGCUAGACCAAACAAAUACAUACACCAGACGUAUAAACCAAAUAAUAACAGACAAUAAUUUAACCAUGUUAAACACAGAACCAACAAGAAUUACACAAACAUCAAGGACUUUAAUAGAUUAUGUUUUAACUAAUAACAAAUACCUUUGUAGUGCUCAAAUAAAACAUACUCUAAAAAUUAGUGAUCACGAGGCUAUUGAAGUACUCAUUAAAUGUUCACGAAAAAAACAAAAUAAGAAAACUAUUAAAUAUUGUAAGUACAAUAAAGAACAUUUCAUAAAUGAACUUAGAAUAAACCCUUUUUUUUCCAAUUUCGACCCUAACAUUCCUUACAACGUAAAUGUGCUAAGCGACAAUUUUGCUAACGAAUUAAAAAAUUUAGUCGACAGUAUGGUUGUAACACGAGUGGUGCCAUAUGAAAACGGAGAAUGGUUUAAUAACACGUUAAGAAGUGCAAAAACACGUAAAGUAAACUUCUAUAAAACAGCGACUCUUUCAAAUUCACUCAGUGACUGGCAGAAUUAUCAUCAAUAUAGAAAUUAUUAUAAAAAGCAAAUUGAAACUGCAAAGUCUAAUUUUAUAUCUAAUAAAAUAAAUAGUGCAAAUAAUCAAAAAGAUAUGUGGAAACAAUUGAAAAAAUAUGUUCUCAAAACAAACAAAGAAGAAAUAACAGAAGUGCAAUUUGAAAACUGUGAUAUAGAAACUAAUAGUGCAAUAAUAGCUGAAAAACUGAAUAACUUUUUCAUUACGAGUGUAAAUGAUCUUACUAAUUCUGUGAUAUUUUCUGAUUAUAUAAGUCUAAUCCAAGAGUGCAAUAUAGAAUUUAAGUUUACUUCAAUUGAAAUCUGUGAUAUAAGCAAUACCUUAACUGUGAUAAAUCAAAAAAACGACUUUAAUUUUAUGAAUACUAAAAUGUUUAAAGAUGCUAUUGAAAUUGUUGGUCCUGUCCUUUUGCGUAUAAUAAAUACUUCAUUUAACUGUGGUGUCUUCCCCGAAUCUUGGAAACAAUCACUUAUCCUUCCAAAAAAGAAAAUUACAAGUGCAAUUAAAUGUAGUGAUCACCGUCCCAUAAAUAUGCUUCCAUUAUAUGAAAAAAUUAUAGAAAAAAUUGUAUCCAUUCAACUCCAAGAACACCUCGACAAUAAUAACAUCUUAAGUGUAUACCAAUCUGGCUUUCGUUCAAACCAUUCAUGUGAAACAUGUGUAAAUUUUGUAGUAAGUGACUGGAAAAGAGAAAUUGACUCAAAAAAUUGUGUUAUAGCUGUUUUCUUAGACCUUAAACGUGCUUUUGAAACAGUCAAUCAUUUUAUAUUAUUAAAUAAGCUAGAGAAAUAUGGUGUAAAAAAUACGGAACUCAAGUGGUUCAAAUCCUUUAUAUGCAAUCGAUCUCAAAAAACAACAGUCAACGAUAAAAUGUCAAACCCUGCAGUAGUGAAUAUAGGAGUUCCACAAGGAACAAUCCUAGGUGUCCUUCUCUUUCUGCUCUAUAUAAAUGACAUGGAAAAAGUGAUACAAUAUUCUAAACUAGUACUAUUUGCUGAUGACGGGUUGCUUUAUAUAUCAGGAAAUAAUCUAAAUCUAAUAAAAGAAAAUAUUGAAAAAGACUUAAGUGCAAUAUAUACAUGGCUAAAUAUGAAUAAACUUGUUCUCAACACCAAUAAAACAAAAUUUAUGAUACUAAAUAAUCCAUCACCUGAACUGCAAUUUAACAUACAAAUCAAUAAUACUAUAAUAGAACAAAUAACCUCAAUUAAAUAUCUUGGCAUUGUGUUAGAUAACAAAUUAUCAUUUAAUGAACACAUAGACCACAUAUGCAAAAAAGUGUCAAAAAAGUUAGGAGUCCUUAGAAGGACGCGUAAAAAUAUUUCUAAAAAUAGUGCAAUAAAAGUGUUUAAUGUAACUGUCAAGCCCCAUUUUGAAUAUUGUGCAAGUCUUCUCUAUUUGUGUAACAUAACCCAAAAAACUAGACUGCAAAAAUUGCAAAACAAAGCCAUGCGAACAAUACUAAAAUGUGAUCGAUAUAGCUCAAUAACUUCAAUGCUUGAAUCAUUAAAUUGGCUAAAUAUCAACCAAAGACUUUAUAUGAUGGCAAUGGUGUUUGUAUUCAAAAUAAAACACAAUCUUUGCCCAGAAUACCUACAAUCCAGUCUACCUACAAGAAGAGUAAUACCAUAUAACCUAAGAAAUGUUGAAGAGUUCAAUAUUAUCCGGACCAGAACUAGUAGAGCACAAGCCAGCAUACUCUACAUGGGAUUACAAGCCUUUAACUAUCUUCCAAUCAACAUUAGAAACAUCAACAAUUUGAAUCAAUUUAAAAAUCAAAUAUUU
Messenger RNA from Episyrphus balteatus (marmalade hoverfly), 4047 nucleotides. RefSeq lists its product as uncharacterized. Bases 220 to 1269 code for a protein of 349 amino acids. The record is from RefSeq and is a predicted model, not a curated record. NCBI's taxonomy places the organism in Eukaryota, Metazoa, Arthropoda, Insecta, Diptera, Syrphidae. The transcript has a single exon.